Capsicum annuum is the source of this 930-nucleotide messenger RNA. RefSeq lists its product as uncharacterized. The coding region runs from base 1 to 930 and encodes 309 amino acids. The record is from RefSeq and is a predicted model, not a curated record. The transcript has a single exon. NCBI's taxonomy places the organism in Eukaryota, Viridiplantae, Streptophyta, Magnoliopsida, Solanales, Solanaceae.
AUGCCGAAGUAUGCUAAAUUUAUGAAGGAUCUGAUAUCUAAGAAGCGACUUGUGGAAGAUGACACAAUAGAAAUAACACAUCAUUGUAGUGCUAUCAUGUCAAGCACAUUGUCAAAAAAGAAGAACAACCCUGGUGCUUUUAUAAUUCCAUGCACCAUCGGAUUGUUCAGGUUUCCGAAUGCGUUGUGUGACCUUAGAGCAAGUGUAAACCUAAUGCCAUAUGCAAUAUUCCACAAGCUCAAAUUGACAAAGCCGCAACCUACUAUGAUGGAAUUGAUCAUGGCUGACCGGUCCAUCAAGAAGCCAAUUAAAGUUCUUCAUGAUUUUCUAAUCAAAGUUGAUUGGUUCAUCUUUUUAGCUGAUUUUGUGAUCUUGGAUUGUGCAAUGGCUAUUAAAAUUUCUAUAAUUCUUGGGAGGCCAUUAUUAGCUACCGGGAAGGCCUUGGUGAAUGUGGAAUCUGGUGAGAUAAAGUUUUGGUUUUAUAAUAAGGUGUCCUUCAAUGUAUUUAAGUCCAUGAAGAAAAUGAUGGACUUACAAGUGAUCUCGAUCAUUGAUGUCAUUAAUGGGGAGGUGACAAAUCAUGUUAAAGUGAGUUUGUUGGAUGAUCCUUUUGUAGGAAUGUUAUGGAAUUGUAAAAGGAAAGAGGUGGAAGAAUUUGAUGAGGUGGUUACAUUUUUAAUGGGACUUGGAUCCUAUACCAAGAACCCAGUAAAGUUGAACCUUGAUCUUAAAAAUCAUGAGAGCCCAUCUGCAAAACCAUCCAUUCUCGAGCCAUCAACAAUUAAAUUAAAGCCUUUGCCACCCCAUCUUAAACGUAUGCUCUUGGGGGACAGAGAUACUUUACCCACCAUCAUUGCAAGUGACCUUGAUCCCUGUCAAGUGGAAGCUUUGAAAUUGGUGGUGAAAAGGUUUAUUAGUGCCAUUGGAUAG